UUUGCAAGCUCAGCAUUAAUACCAUAGAUCGAACCAGAAGUGAAUGGUACUUCCAUUCUGCAAAGCGAAAACGAGCUCCGCGAUCGGAGAUGUCUGCCGCUCCAGCUACGGUGGGAACAUUCUCCAUCCGCACGCGCUGUGGGAGGCGGCCGAUCCCAUCUUUCCGGUGCUCCCUGGCCGGCGGAGUGACGACGGUGCCGAUCUUGACGGAACUAAAGAUGAAGUGUGCCACGCCGCUUCCCUUGCUCCAACGCAUCGCCGACGCAAUGGCAUCGGAUAUGAGAGCAGGUUUAGCAGCCGAUAAUGGAAGUGAUCUGAAGAUGAUCCUUAGCUAUGUUGAUUCCCUUCCCACCGGGAAUGAGAAGGGUCUAUUUUAUGCAUUGGAUCUUGGAGGUACUAAUUUUCGGGUGGUGAGGGUGCAGCUAGGAGGUAAGCAAAACAAAGUUGUUGAUUCUGAGUUUGAGCAGGUAUCAAUUCCACAGGAGCUAAUGCAAGGAACCACUGAGGAACUGUUCAACUUUAUUGCAUCUAAACUAGCAAAUUUUGCUGCGAAAGAAAGUGGGAAAUUUCAGCUGCCCAAGGGAAGGACGAGGGAGAUAGGUUUUACAUUUUCUUUUCCAAUAAAACAAACUUCCAUUAAUUCAGGCAUUCUCAUCAAGUGGACAAAAGGAUUUGCAGUCUUGGGGACGGCAGGGAAAGAUGUGGUUGCUUGUUUAAAAGAAGCAAUGCAGAGGCAGGGUCUAGAUAUGUCGGUAUCUGCCUUGGUUAAUGAUGCGGUGGCAACAUUAGCUGGGGCGAAAUACUGGGAUGAUGAUGUCCUGAUUGCUGUAAUAUUAGGUACAGGUACCAAUGCUUGCUACAUUGAGCGAAAGGAUGCCAUCCCUAAGCUGCAGUGGCCAGCAGGAGGAACCAGAAACAUGAUUAUCAGCACUGAAUGGGGAGCAUUCACUACGGAUCUUCCGUUGACUGAAUUUGACAAGGAUAUGGAUUCUGAAAGUAUAAAUCCUGGAGAGCAGAUAUUUGAGAAGACAAUAUCUGGGAUGUACCUUGGUGAGAUAGUACGACGAGUACUCCUAAAGAUGGCGAGUUUUUCAUCCCUUUUUGGUGAUUCUAUUCCUGAAAAGCUCUUAAUUCCGUUAGUACUAAGGACCAGGGAUCAGGAAAGAAGAUUGGAUUUGCUAAGGACUCCGGAUCUUUGUGCCAUGCAGCAGGAUGACACCAAAGAUUUAAGUAAAGUGGAAGAAAUCUUGAGCAAUACCAUUGGUGAAACAAGGUCUACACUGAAAGCUAGGAGGAUUGUAGUUGACGUUUGUGACACAAUCGUGAAGCGGGGCGGAAGAUUGGCUGGGGCUGGAAUUGUGGGAAUUCUGCAGAAGAUGGAACAAGAUUCAAAGGGGCUGAUUUCUGGGAAGCGAACUGUGGUCGCCAUGGAUGGAGGACUCUAUGAACAUUAUCCUCAGUAUAGAAACUACCUUAAAGAUGCUGUUGCAGAGUUACUUGGUGCUGAAGUCUCGAAGAAUAUAGUCAUCGAGCAUACCAAAGAUGGCUCUGGAAUUGGAGCAGCUUUAUUAGCAGCAGCAAAUUCAAAGUACGCUUCUGAGUUCCAAAUUUGAGUUCUCAACACGUUAAUAUUCUCAGGUAUUGAUCGGGAUUCCUAGGAGCCAUCAAUUUAGCUAAACAAUGCAGCUAACUUUUUUGUGCUAUGUUGCUGUCCAGUUUCUCACUGCAUGAAUUUUGUUCGAGCUUGCAUGAGUUUUGGCCAAAAGAAAUACUUGAAGUAUUUUGUCUUAUAAAAUUUUACAAACAAAUAAUAGUAUUUAUAUUUAUUUU
This is a messenger RNA of Dendrobium catenatum, 1830 nucleotides long. Its product is annotated as hexokinase-2, chloroplastic. Lineage: Eukaryota; Viridiplantae; Streptophyta; Magnoliopsida; Asparagales; Orchidaceae. The record is from RefSeq and is a predicted model, not a curated record. The coding region runs from base 90 to 1613 and encodes 507 amino acids. Gene Ontology annotation, cellular component: cytosol; mitochondrion. The transcript is spliced from 11 exons. Gene Ontology annotation, molecular function: mannokinase activity; fructokinase activity; D-glucose binding. Gene Ontology annotation, biological process: intracellular glucose homeostasis; glucose 6-phosphate metabolic process; glycolytic process.